GAGGGCUGCUGGCCCCGCGGUGUGAGGGUUCACGCCCUGGCGGAGGGUGUGGAAGGCCGGCCCGGCUGGCUGAAAGGAGGUAGAGGCCGGUCGGGUCCGGCGGGGAGUCCACCCAGCAGAGGGGCCUGGGGAGCCGGAGCGCUCCCUGCCGAGCUCGUUGCCCUGGUUCUCCUGGGCCACAUCCUCGCAGGCUCUCCCCAUCUCCGGGUCUCACUCCCUGGCCCCUUGCUGGUCGCUGGCCGGGCCCUACAGCUACCCCGGCCCUACAGCUGCCCCCUUUCACCCCCGCUUCAGCCCUCGCCUGGCCUGUGGCCGUUCUCACUUGACCAGAUCAUGACUCACGUGGACGAAGCAGCCCGCCGGCUGUCCAAGACCGGGACGAGCCUCUACGCAGUGCUGGAGCUCAAGAAGGGCGCCUCACCUGAUGAAAUCAAAAAGGCCUACAGCUACUGCCUAUUCUCUCCCCACCCCCCUUCUGGAUAUUGCCUUGGUAGGAGACUGGCCUUGAAGUAUCACCCAGACAAAAAUCCAGGGGAUGCUCAAGCAGCAGAAAUAUUCAAAGAGAUCAACGCAGCCCACUCUGUACUGAGUGAUCCAAAGAAGCGGAAAAUCUACGACCGGCAUGGCUCGUUGGGAUUGUAUUUAUACGAUCACUUUGGUGAAGACGGCGUCAAAUACUAUUUUAUGAUGAACAGUUGUUGGUUCAAGACACUUGUCUUCCUGUGUGUUCUGCUCACCUGUUGCUGCUGCUGCUGUUGCUGCUGCUUUUGCUGUGGGACACUAAAGCCGCCCACCGAGGACAUAGCGAGGAGAAAAUACGAGCAGAACGUCCAGACCCAGCCUGGGCAAGCGGGUGAGAACCACAGACAGGGACAAGGUCAGAGCUGGGUUAGGAACGGGAGGAGUGGUUGGGAUGAAACUGUGAACCAUAAAUAGGAGAGUCUCAAGUCGGUAUUGGGGCAAAGUGAAGAGAGGAGAGGGGAGACACUUGUUUUCUG
Myotis davidii is the source of this 998-nucleotide messenger RNA. It is a transcript of the gene DNAJC5G, whose product is annotated as DnaJ heat shock protein family (Hsp40) member C5 gamma. The record is from RefSeq and is a predicted model, not a curated record. NCBI's taxonomy places the organism in Eukaryota, Metazoa, Chordata, Mammalia, Chiroptera, Vespertilionidae. Bases 334 to 936 code for a protein of 200 amino acids. The transcript has 4 exons.